CAUAUUGUAGGGAUGGCAUUCUGUUAGUGAUGCGAGCUCGAAUAAAUACGAUCUAUGGCGACGUCCGUCUUAUACAUGGACUCGGGCGCGACUGGCGACAACGACAACGUCCGAGUAGUAUCGAUGACCGUGCACGAGACCGUACCAGAGCACUGUCAUGUUCAUGGCGCCACCAAUGACGCCCAGGACGCUUGCACCAAUAUUAAGGCUCUUGAGGUGAUUGCCGUGUACCGCCAAGUAGAUGAACGCGGCAGCAUGCCCCGUGAGGAGGACAGCGUUGGCGAGACGGUAAAGGAACAGGGCCCGGCGGCGGCGACCAUCGAUGGGCCGACCGCUACCAAAGUACCCCGCGCCAGCAGCAAGAAGACCAAGGAGACCGAGAAGCAGGCUGAAGUUGAGCAGCAGCAGCGAGAGGAAAAAGUACGUCAUCUGGACCAGCGCAGCUUGGCGGCAUGGCCAGCGUAACGCUGAUGGCGGCGCUGGUACAGCAAAGGCGACGACAUCGAUUCGCAGCGUAGGUUCCGGCAGCGCAUGGUACGAGGCCGUCGGUGUCGCUGGCAGUGGCUCGGCGAUGGCGAUGGGCGUCGGACGCAUCCCAAUUUCGACUGCGU
This is a messenger RNA of Saprolegnia parasitica CBS 223.65, 611 nucleotides long. RefSeq lists its product as hypothetical. NCBI's taxonomy places the organism in Eukaryota, Oomycota, Saprolegniomycetes, Saprolegniales, Saprolegniaceae. The record is from RefSeq and is a predicted model, not a curated record. The transcript has a single exon. Bases 55 to 465 code for a protein of 136 amino acids.